AGUAUAUAUAUAUCACCUUUAGAGUCUAGCCGAUUACAGGAGUCAGGUGUUGACAUGAUUAUUGAUGAUAAAGCACUGGUUUCGAUAUUUGUUAGCACUGAUGUCGCCUCAGCUUUAUAUUAGCCUCGCUAGCUAGUUCACUUCAUUUGAAAUCCUCCGGUCGUACCGAGUGAACUGUUGGCUGGUGUAUUUGUGGUGAGCGGAAGCAGAUAAUCAGGCCUGAGUUGUGACCUCAACGCACCAGAAUGGUCAAAAUCUUCGUAGGGAACCUUUCCCCAAACACAACUACGGACGAGCUUCGGUCCUUGUUCUCCCAGUAUGGUAAAAUAUCCGAGUGCGACAUCGUGAAGAACUUCGGCUUCGUCCACAUGGAAAACAAAGCCGAGGCUGAGGAAGCCAUUCGCAACCUUCACCAUUAUAUGCUCAACGGUCUAGCCAUGAAUGUGGAGAUGAGCCGAGGGAAACCCAAAGCCUCCACCAAGCUCCACGUAGGCAAUAUCAGUAGUAGUUGUACCAACCAAGAGCUGCGGGCCAAGUUUGAAGAGUUUGGCCCUGUGGUUGAGUGUGACAUAGUAAAGGAUUAUGCCUUUGUCCACAUGGAGCGGGUAGAGGAUGCGAUGGAGGCCAUCCGAGGCCUAGACAACACGGCAUUUCAAGGCAAACUGAUGAGCGUGAAGCUUUCGACUAGCCGCCUGCGUACAGCGCCGGGAAUGGGAGAGAGAACGGGUUGUUAUCGGUGCGGGCAGGAAGGCCACUGGUCCAAAGAGUGCCCACUGGACCAGAACGGCUCCUAUCGUGAGGGCCAGGGCUCAGAGGGAUAUGGCGCUCCCCGGUUCGGUACGAGUGGCGGUGGUGGUGAUCGCGGUUUCCAACAGGGCUUCAAUGGCGAACCGAGCUUUGGCAGCAACUAUGGGCCUGUGCAAGGCUUCUCCCGUGGUACUGGUUAUGGGGGUCCUGGGUAUGGCAGGGGCAUGGGCACAGGCAUGGGAACGAGCACAAGCACGGGCACGGGCUAUAAUGGUGCGAUGAGUUUCGGUGUCGCGGCGGGAUACGGCAUGGGCGCGACGUACGGCAGUGAGGCGGCAUACAGCAGUGGCGUCAGCUACGGCAGCGCGGUGCCCGGGUUCCCUGCGCGGCGAGCGUCCUAUGAUGAACGGGAUCCGUACGGGGUGGUGGACUACUAUGAAAAGUAUCGUGCGCGUCCCUAUGGAGGCAAUUAUUUUGAUGACAGACAAGCUGUCCCGCUUCCCGGCCCUCCUCCUCCCCCCCCCCCUGCGUCCUCGGCCAUAAGCACAGAGCGCAUGCCCUCGUCUAGCCUUGACCUCUAUGAGCGAAAUCCCCUUGCUCCUCCUCAGGCUCCGGGUUCUUCGUACUACGGCCGUGAUAGGAGCCCAAUUCGAAGGCUCCCCCUCGAGGUGGAAGGAUACGCGUAUGAUCGUGCGCAUGUCGCCCCCAUCUCUUCGCUUCCUCGGAGCUCUGCGUUUGACAUGCCGCGGGAUCCUUACGCCGACCGGGCACGCUAUGCGUAUUAAGCUAACACCUGUGCGCGAUUCAUAAGUGUGCACAACACAGACUAUACAGUAAAGUGGAUGUUGAUACAGCUAGUGAUGUUUUUUGGACGCGUGUCUAGCAUUCUGUAUUGAGUAGUAGUCAUGCUAUCAUGUGAAAUAUUCUGUGGUCGAUUUUUGUUAUUGUUUAAGCUUAUUCAAACGGUGCAGUCAUAAUCCUAGCAGAAAAUCCUUGAUUGCUCUAAUGAUUAACUGGUUGUGUUGUGAUGACUCUUUUUUUUCAGGUGUCCUUCAAUCAUGCCUCCACAGACACAGUCAUUCAGUCAUCACUUUUAACCAUACAGUGAAUACUAUGGUGCUUGAGUGUGGUGGAGCAGAUUAGGUGCUUUAUUCUAAUAGUUGUAUUACUUGUAGGUGUUAUCAGAGUAGCAUUUCAUUAACAUCUUCACAUUGGUUUCAGUUUCUUGGCUUUUUUUUAAUCUCCCAAGGAGAUAAAACAAUGCUUAGAUCCAUACUGAAUCCUGCUCGAGUAGUUGGGACAAUUCCACAUUUUGAAUUCUGUAAGCUUUUACAUGUUAUGGCACAUAGGAAUACUAAUUAAGGAAUAAUAACUAUAAUCCUCAACUGGGUGGGGUUUAAAUUCUUUUUGACGUUACAUGAUUUUUAAUGUAAAUGCGGACUAAUCUACUUAAAAAUGUUGUAAUAUGAAAUCAAAAUUGGAGCGAAUCGAUAUGUAGUGUAUAGAAUAAAUCAGCUGAAACCAGGUAUAUUGCAGAUUUAGACCUACCUGUAGAUUUUGAACCGAACGAGUAAAUAUCAGCUUUGAUCUGAAAAGUCAGAUUGAAGAGCAGUCGUAAAAAAUUUUUGUGAUUUUCUUUCUUUGUUGAAACUCGUUAUGUGAUUUCUGUUAGUAUCAAAAAAAAAAAAAAAGUUUUGGUACUUGCUUAGAAUUCAGUGAUUUAUUUUUUAAUACUGUUGGUUUUGUUAUUUCCAUUAUUCACCUCCUGUGCUUCACAAUUUUUCAGCAUGAAUAUUCAUCAUGAAGGCCAGCUUCUACAGCACUUCAUGUAAUUUCAUACAAAAUAUAACUUUCUGUUUGACUAUUGUAAAUGUACUGACCCCUUUAAGAAAAUUUAUAGAUCUGUCCCCACAUAAAAUUAGACCACUACAAAGUGUGUUCUGAUGUUUUUAAUUAAAUGAACCAAUUUCUUGUGUAAUAAAAUGAUCCCAGUGGAAAGGUCAUAGGCAGCAGUAGUAGUAGCAGCAGUUGCACCGGCGAUAGGAUUUAUCCUUGUAAUAUUACAAGUUGUACUGCAAUUUAUUCCUUAAUAAAGGCAAUGUAUGCA
Molecule: messenger RNA, 2854 nt
Organism: Ictalurus punctatus (channel catfish)
Lineage: Eukaryota; Metazoa; Chordata; Actinopteri; Siluriformes; Ictaluridae
Gene: rbm4.1
Product: RNA binding motif protein 4.1
Exons: 3
Coding region: 246-1532 (428 amino acids)
Biological process (GO): mRNA splicing, via spliceosome
Cellular component (GO): nuclear speck
Molecular function (GO): zinc ion binding; mRNA binding
Source: RefSeq, a predicted model, not a curated record